This is a messenger RNA of Babjeviella inositovora NRRL Y-12698, 1545 nucleotides long. It is a transcript of the gene PUS4, whose product is annotated as pseudouridine synthase. Gene Ontology annotation, cellular component: mitochondrion. Gene Ontology annotation, molecular function: RNA binding; pseudouridine synthase activity. Lineage: Eukaryota; Fungi; Ascomycota; Pichiomycetes; Serinales. The transcript has a single exon. Gene Ontology annotation, biological process: tRNA modification; mRNA pseudouridine synthesis. The record is from RefSeq and is a predicted model, not a curated record. The coding region runs from base 28 to 1230 and encodes 400 amino acids.
GCAAUACCAAGACUUCUCUUUAACAGUAUGGACGGUGUUUUUGCAAUUAACAAGCCUACUGGAAUUUCCUCUGCACAGUUUGUGGCCAAGAUUCAGCAUAUCUUCACUGCUUCCAAAUGCUUCUCUAAGCAAAUAGAAGUUGAGCGCCAGAAGCUCCUCCAUGAAGGCUGUAGUGCUGGUGCCAAGAAGAAGGCCCGCAAUAUGAAGGUUAAGAUGGGCCAUGGUGGUACUUUAGAUCCUCUUGCAUCCGGUAUUUUAAUCAUUGGUGUGAACAAAGGUACUAAAAAGUUGCAAGACUUCUUGAAUGGUUCGGUCAAGACCUAUGAAACCGAGGCGUUGUUAGGUGCCAGCACCACCACCGGUGAUUGCGAGGGUGAGAUUGUCUCUUUCAACGCUACCUCCCAUAUCACCAAAGAGCAAGUCUUAGCUACCAGAGAGAAGUUUGUCGGUGAGCUCACCCAGACCCCACCUAUCUUCUCGGCAUUGAAGAUGGACGGGAAGCCGUUGUACGAAUACGUCCGCGAGGGAAAGCCAUUACCAAGACCUAUUGCGUCCCGUCAGGUCCAGAUAUACGACAUGCAAUUCUUCGAAGACGACAUGUUGACCACAGACCACUCCUACGAGUUGUUGAAGGGCACUAACGACCUUGCAGAGAAGAUUCGCAACAAUCCAACGUUGGAAGAUGAUAAAUUGCAUUUCUCUGCAGAAUACUUAGCGAAGGCUGCGGCUGAGGGCUUGCCCGUUGAAGCUGAGAAGCAGUUCCCAUCGGAAGGCAAAGAAAAUGAAGAAGGCUACAAGGCUCCAUUGAUCCACUUCACUGCCAAAGUAGGCUCCGGUACUUACAUUCGUUCCCUCAUCUCUGAUGUUGGAAAGGCCUUGCAGUCCUCAUCCUAUAUGGUCAAGUUGAUUAGAACCGAGCAAGCUGACUGGAAAAUGAACCAGAACGUUUUGGAGUUGGAAGAUCUUGUCGACAACGAUGAGGUCUUCUGGUCUAGGGUCGUGAAGAGAAUCCUUGAUACGGAAGAUGCCUCUACCAUUAUUCUCAAAGAUAUUUUUGACCAGGUCCGUGUUGAGGUUGCGGCCCUCCCAGAGAAAGAGGGACCCCUGGAGCUAGCUCCUGUAGUUGAAGCUGCGCCAAUUACAGUUACUUCUGGGCAAGGAAUCGACAGGCCAAUUUUCGAAGAAAAAGCUACUGAAGAGCAUGACUCAAAGAGACCAAAGCUUGAAUAAUCUAAGUACACUUUAUAGCGGGGUUAAAAUCAUGAGCAAUUAAAUGCUAUAUUGUUGUUUUUCUAUUGACUCCAUUAUUGAUUAGUGUUAUAGUUAUAUAUGUACAAUAUUCUUUAAACUCAUACCCACGGUAUGAAUAUCUAAAGUUUAUUGGAUUCGCCAAAUAGUUCAGCUUACGGUGGGAGGACAUAAUCACUUCAUGUUUAUUCUAUAAAAAAUUCAAAGGGCAUACCUUGCAAGCUCCCCUGAGGCAAGCAAAAGUUAUCCUAAAAUCUGUACCAUGGAAAAUUAAAGCCAGACGGCAUCGCCAUGGUA